AUGCUGCAUGCUGUUCGCGACCGACGGAGAUGGCAGGACAAGGCAAUCUGCCUGAACAGUGCGGAGUUCCGCGAUAGUCAAACUUUGCGGUGGAUGACGAACGCAUACAUGACCGCUCGCUCGGUGACGAUUGACGUUCGUCAGCUGGCCAUGUUGCCAAUGUUUCCGGACAAUUUAUUUCUUCAAUGGCAGGGCAGACGGGUAAUCGGAGGUCCUGGCGCUUUGCACAACAUGGCUGGAUUCGAAAGUGCUCUGCCGCUGAUGGGGCGGGCCACCUUCGACUUGAUUUUGCCGGAGAAUCUCGUUGGCAUGUACAUCGGCCUCCGCGACUGGUCGGAUUGGCGUGCUCAUACACAGGCGUACUACCGUAUCGACAACAUCUUCACGGACGAAGUAACAGUGUCUUUCGGCACCGGGGACAGCCCUCCUCAGCCUCAUCCUGGCCGUGUUCUCGCAUUCCGAUCCAAGCAGUCCCAUCGAUUCUCUAUACGGUGGGAUGCCACGGUUUUUGAGUUGUUUGUGGACGGCGUCGGAAUUUCAACUGUUCAACCUGCGCAACAAGGAGGUCCUGAGCUUCCAGAUGCUUUGGCCAAGCUAUUCGUUUGGACAUUCGUUCGGCCAGUUGCAAACAUUGUGCCAGCAAUUCAGUAUCGACCAAUUCCCUCAGCUGUGUCGCGCAGUGCGAACAUCAUGUGCGCAAUUUGCAGUCGCAGUCACACCCUGUUUCUGCCUCGAUGGCACGUUUGCCCUUCCUGCUGCACGUGGGUGUGUUCCGGGCAUGUGCGACAGAAUCGGUGGCGCUUGUGUCCUCGCUGUCCGAAUCGCCUGGAAGACUACGUCGGUGGUGCCUCCAACUUUCAUGCCGGGCAGCUUUCAGAACAGAAUUCGAAUGGUGUCAUGGAUGAUUGGGACUUAUUUUGGGGUGGCAGUGUGUUGGACGAGACACUCUACAAUCUGCCGACAUUUUUUUUCUCCUUCGCGUACCUCAAGAGUCUUGCGUGCGCCUCCAAACGCAUGCUGCAUGCUGUUCGCGACCGACGGCGAUGGCAGGACAAGGCAAUUUGUCUGAACAGUGCAGAGUUUCACGACACUCAAACUUUGCGGUGGAUGAUGGAGGCAUACAUGUCGGCUCGCUCGGUGACGAUUGACGUUCGUCAGCUGGUCAUGUUGCCAAUGUUUCCGAACAAUUUGUUUCUUCAAUGGCAGGGCAGAUGGGUGAUCGGAGGUCCUGGCGCUUUGCAAAACAUGGCUGGAUUUGAAAGUGUUCUGCCGCUCAUGGGAUGUGCCACCUUCGACUUGAUUAUGCCGGAGACUCUCUUUGGCAUGCACAUCGGCGUCCGCGACUGGUCGCAUUGGCGUGCUCGCACACAGGUGUACUGCCGUAUCGACGACGUCUUCACGGACGAAGUCAGAGUGUCUUUCGGCACCGGAGACAGCCCUCCUCAGCCUCAUCCUGGUCGUGUUCUCGCAUUACGACCACAGCAAUCCCAUCGUUUCUCUAUUCGGUGGAAUCCUACGGUUUUUGAGCUGUUUGUGGACGGUGUCGGAAUUUCAAAGGUUCGACCUGCGCAACAAGGAGGUCCUGAACUGCCGGGUUCUUUGGCCAAGCUAUUCGUUUGGACAUUCGUUCGGCCAGUUGCAAACAUCGUGCCAGCAAUUCAAUAUCGACCAAUUCCCUCGGCUGUCUCGCGCAUCGCGAGCAUCACCUGUGCAAUUUGCAGUCGCGCUCACACCUUACUUCUGCCUCGAUGGCACAUGUGCCCUUUCUGCUGCACGUGCGUGUGUUCUGAACAUGUGCGAGACACUCGGUGGCGCUUGUGCCCUAGCUGUCCCAAUCGCCUGGAAGACUACGUCGGUGGUGCUUCCAAUUUUGAGGUGCCGUACAUCACGGCUCAUGAUUUCUGGAGUCGACUUGAAGAGCAGCAUGAACAAAGUGACAAGUUUACCUGUGUUGUCUCGAAAAUCCUGAGACAGAAUGCAAACCUGGUGGACAAAAUGCCUUUGGUGCUGCAGCUUCUUCCGGAUCCGCAACAACGAUCUGAGAUGAGUAAGCGUGUCUGGGAGCGUACGCUGUUUCGGGCACGAGCUAUGAUGGGUCUUCUCGAUCAGCGGCAGGAUCUACUCCUUUUCAGGUUUCUGCACGCAGAAGGCGAGCAUCUUUCCAGAAACAGCGCGAAUCCCUUGGAUGGUCUUCCGCAUCCGAAGGAUUUCGAAAGCUUCGAGGAUGUAUGGCGCUGCAUGGCUUUGGAAAGUGGAGUGCAACUGCACCUGCAAUUGGUCUCUCAACAGCAGCAGCGAAGCCACGAAGCUUCUCUUCGCAAACACUGGACAGAAGAUCAAGGAGGAGCCCAGAACGUCCAAUCCAUGAGCCACGCGCAAUGGUUUCGGUUGAGUUGCCACCGUGCAGAAGCUCUUCGUCGACGGCAAGAAGGCAUGCGGCAUGAAUCCGCUUCUGCAGUUGCCGACAAUGACCUGCUUUGGCAAAGAAGCUUUAGUCCGUUUUGCUGUCCGACAUACGGACCUAGCACUUCUUUAAUUCGAUUGCCCGCCUUCAGCUUCCGAGACAUCGAACUUCCGACCUUGGACGUCAUUCCUGAUGAUUGGAUGAACUUGCGGUGUCCGGAAGUGCAGUGCAAACUAUUAUCUAACGCCCAUCAGCACACCAGAGACUCUCGCGUUUCCUUCCUUGCGAGCAGUCACACGUACUAUGUUGAUGGAGAAAAGAUUCCUCUGUCUGUGACUGGCUUGGUUCAUCUUUUCGUGGAGGAUUUUGACGCCGACAAGGCGAUUGCCAUGAUGAAGCAGUCUCGUCGUUGGCCAAGACCGGAGUAUUCCGCCAGGGUGGAAGAACGAUUGGAGCCUCUGAGCGAUGAACUGAUCAAGGAAAUGUGGAAACACAAUGGCGUGGAGGCUGCAAACCGAGGCACGUGGAUGCACCUUCAGUUCGAAGUUUUGCUCAACGCCGGCUCUGUCCCUGACAUGUCUGCAGAAGUGGUUGCGAUGCUACAGGCUCGUCGCAGUGCGACAAACUGGCAGGAUGCUUCCGGUGGUUCCUCGCAAGUUGGUGAUGCUUUGUCUAAUUCAUCAUUUGAGAGGCAGAUUGAUGAGGAUAUCGCUAUGCAAGAAGAAGCCUUGCGUCAGCUGGAUCAAGAGAUGCCUGACGUAUCAGGCGGGGAGCCAGGCGACGCUUUGCUUGUCCAAAGAGAAUCGCAAGUGGGGGACGAAGCAGAAGAACAGUCUUUAGCUAUUCAGGCGGCUGUUCCUCCUGCGGCGCUGGAUAACGCAAAGAAGCGGCGACUGCUCCCUGGCGCAUCCUCGACCUCAGCGGAUUUCGAUCACUUGUUUACCGUUGCCACUGAAGCUUGCGAUGCAUCCUUGGCCAAUCGACCUGAGUUGCCUCAUGAUCUUAACUCUGGGUCGAUCCAACUGCAGGCCAAGCGGCAUUUGGACUUUGUGCGAAGGCGGCAUCCAACUUGGGAGGAAGACUUGGUCCGACUGGACGCGGAGGACAAGAGGGUGAUGCCCCCUCCGGACGAUCAUGGCCGGACAAAGCAGCUGAAAUGCUUAGCAAAAUUAUUGCUUACCAGUGUGCUAAUGUUUACCCAGGCCAACUUUAAUUCCAUCUAUCGGCGUUGCCUGGUUUGGCAGCCCUUGCCGAUAUUCGUGGAUGACACCAACUUCGGCAAGGAUUACGAUGAUCCAGAUGCUGACGGCAUUUUCAAGAAGGAUCCUUCUUUGAGAGCUUGGUUAGAAAGCGGACCUGCCAUCGCCGUGGCCUUAGAACUGCAGCACGGGUUUGAGACCCACUAUUCCAGGGAUGAGUGCUUUCACAUGAUCGAGAACUAUGCCACGAGUGGCCUCACGGAAAAGAAGGUGCGCGAGGCUUGCGGACUGCCUCCGCCCGAGGAUCGCGACGGAAACCCCAUGCGCUCCGAGCUUGUGUGUCAGCUUGAGCAAAGAGAAGCCGCCCAGAAGGAAGAUGAAAUGAAACAAGCUGCCCUUCAACAGGAUCCACUCCUGAAAAGCCUGCAGCGCACUGUGGCAUUCUGUUUGGGCCUGGCCACAUCCAAGCCAGAUGGGGGCAGGAAGCGGCAUCUGACCAAAGUUUGGUGGCAGCGAUUUUCGGCCUCCAAAAUAGGUGCUCCGAAAGAACAGUGGGCUGACCUGGAGAAGGCAGAGUAUCUUCUUCCUGCUGACUCAAAGCCGGACACUGAGCACUUCAUUCCAUUUAUACCCUGCGAAAACAACAUUGAAGACGUUCUGCAGGUGCAGUGCCAGGAAGAGGCUACCAAAAUCAAUGAGUGUUUGAAUGCUGCCAGACUGUGGGAAGUCGUUGAAAGGGAUCCUAGCAGAAGCGCCAAUGCCGAGCUUCUUAACGUCUUUUACACAACGGUCUUGGACAGGCUCAGAAGCGGAAAAGGCAAGAAAACUGUGCAGCAACAACACAGAAUCAGCGAAUGGCUGGGCUUCAAGACGAAACUGGAGAAGCACGAGGAUUGCGCUCGACAGCUAUUGGAGGCGCUUGAGAAAAAAGCCGCUGGGCAACUUUCUCAAGUCACUGACUUGCCCGAGCAAUCUCCUGUAGGAGAAGUUCGCUCUCGGCGGCGACGAGUCAAGGGACCACAAGCAUCCGGCAAUUCUGAAGAGCCUUCCGCAGCGUCGAGAGCAAGCGUUGAUGAGCAGAACCCUUUCCAAGGCAAUGACGGCCUUAUCGACAUGGAUGUUUACUACGUUUACAAAUUCAAUGGCAUGCGCUCCCGGCGCUACGCCGAGGCUGCCUCUGUUCAAAAUUUAGGCACUGCGUGGCAAGCUGAAGUGCUUCAACACACAGUGGACUUGGACAUCGAGAACUGCUCGUUCACCUUGCUACUUCAGAUGCUCGACAAGCUGAAGCCACAGGAUCCUUCUUGGUCAGACGUCAGAGAGACUCUUCGGGAGUGCGUAGAAUUCCGUACUUUCACCAUUCAGAACAAAUUGAAAUUGAAUGUGACUGCUGGCAAGCAACUUCUGCAGAAGGUAUUCAAUGGAGGUGCUCCGCCUGGUGAUCUCACGAACAAUGAGUUUAUCAUUCGAUUACAACGAGCUUCGCUUUUUUGCCGAUGGGUUGCUGCAAGCUGUUUGAAGGACAUCGCCUGGGCCUCUAUGCUUCAGUUCAAAGAAAAGCCGGAUCUUUCCGUUCUAACGUAUUUCUGGAACAUUGCUGAAGACAUGGUGCUGGAAUCAUGGCUCCGAAAAGCGAACCCGCUGCAGAGCAAACACACAUCUUUGCACUUCGAUGGAAUCCGCCUGGAUCGCGAUGUUGUGCUGCCGGACACUCAUGGCUUCUGCGACAGCUGCUCCGCAUGGAUUGAAAAAGACACUGGCUUCAAGGUAAAAAUCCGUGCAAAGGAGCAUCUCAAUUUCCUGCAGCUCUUGCAGAAAGCCAUUGCACCUCAAGAGGUUGCUUGUCCAGACAAUCUUCAGAAAAAUGGAAACUGCAUUCUUGCGGCCUUGCAUCAUUUGGGCUAUGGCGGGCAGGCUGCGACAAUGGCGGAAGCUAGUGAAGGAACGGAACACGCUUUCUUCACAAGACGCCAACGUCGAACAUAUGAGCAGGUGAGCAAGUUUACACAACUUCCCAUCUUUCCUCGCAUGCCGUGCACAGAGUUUGUCGCGGGCCAAAAGUUCCUGCUGCACUUGGCUACGGCUGGCCAGCCACAUUGUUUGGCCGCCCAGGCGCUGUCGUUGGAGCAAGUUCAGCUGACGAAUGUGACUGCCACCUACAAGUUUUCAAUGGCAGACUUUUCCAGAAUGCUAACAGAGGCAACUGAUCGCAAGUACAUUCUGUUCUUCUACGUGGAACAAAAGCCAGACACUGUGGUAUUGGACGCGAAUGAAGCUGAGUACGAACUUCUCCUGGAGACCCAAGCAGGAGCCAACCACGAGGACGAUGGCGAGGAUAAUUUCGCUGAAGAUUUUGUUAGAGACGUGGAGACGCAGGAGGACGCAGAAGAUGAUGAACCGGAAGACGGUCUUCAGUGCGAAGAUGAAAGCGUCACGCAUGUCGGUGAUGAGCUGCUGGUGCACCUGAAGCAGGAGGUGCAAGUCUUCUUGACAGGCGGUCGCAGACGAAAGGGCCGUAGUGCGGACACAGCUCGCUGUCCUUUCUGUCCUUUUCGCGCAUGGCCGAAAAUCAAACGAGGCCGUGUGCUCCACCAUGUUCAAACUUAUCAUUGUCUGGCGAAACAAUACGUGGCCAGUGGUACGAAGCAACUGAAGCUCAUCAUCGCCUUGCAUGAUUUCGACCAGAUCGUGUCUGCUCCGAAAGGCAAUUAUCUGUAUCGCAGCAGUCGUCUUCUGAGGCAAACUGUUUCUCCGGCUUUGUCUCGAAAGCAGGUUCUGAUUGAUCGAUUCCUGCGAUUAGUCUUUACCGAAGAAGGUCCUCAAUUCUGGAGUGUGGAUGCGGUCAGAAGCCAUGACUCGCGCCACUUGAUAUUUGAAUUGAUCAUUGUUCUCACUUGUCGUGGACGCACAAAUGCAGUGGUGCUGCUACAACCUGGCUCGUCAGACGACACCGAGGUUUUAGUGAGGAUGCUGGCAGAUUCUCUUCCGGCUCAAGGACUUUGCCAGAUCAAGUACCUUUCCGUGGACAACCCGUCGGCAAAGCUGUAUAAGGAGGCAAAGCAUGUGUGUCCGAACUUGCAGGUGGUGGCGUUGGACCCAACACACCUGGCAAUGACCUGUGAGUAUGCCUCAAGCAGGAAACGUACUGCUGCGACACGUUAUUUGCGCAUCAUUCUGCGCAAACUUACAGCGCGCAGUGAGUUAUCGGCUGGUACUUGGGGACCCAUUUUUUGCGGAGAGAACGCAACUCCCUUUACACGAGAAGAACAAAGGGUCCGUGCUCAGUUGGAGGAUCGGAGCAUGCGCAAGGCUGAGGCUGAACGAAUUCUCGCGAAUCUGGAUGCAACGAAGCCUUUUCUUCUUCGCUUGGAAUGGAUUCAAGCACUUGCGGCCUUGACUUCUAUUUAUCGCAGCGAGGUCGAACGACUCGCUCCGGGCCCCAAUCGCAAGAUAUAUCAGCUUCUUCACACUGCCACGGCUGCCAACAGAACGGAAUGGUAUUUUAAUAACCUACGUCUGCGCCACAUGAUUUCGUCCGAGAGGUUGUCCCUCUUGCCUAUCGGCACGGCCAGUAAUGAGGCCUUGCACCAUGAGGUGAACAACUGGUUCCGCGAAACUCAGAAGUUGCAUAAAGCAACGUUGUCUCUGAAGCUCAGCAUUAUGCAGCUUGGCAAGCUCCUGACUCACAACAAUGCGCUCUACAAGCCUACAACACGGCAAAUGCCGGAAGCCGAAUUGCUGGCCCGACUAACGUCCAAAGAUUUGUUUCGUGCCACUGAGUGGGAGGAGUGGUGUUCGGAACUCGUAGAUGGAAGCAUCAAAGGCAAAGCAGAACUGCAAUUGCACCAUGAGCGCGAGAUCGAGCGGAAGAAGGUCAACCCAAGAUCAUUCAAAAGGCCGGCUGCUGCUGAGGACUCCUCACUCUUGAGACGGAGAACACCAAACACUCUACUGCGGCAAGAUAGCCUGCGCAGAGCUGGCGUCAGGCCACGAAAACUCUAA
Molecule: messenger RNA, 7605 nt
Organism: Symbiodinium natans
Lineage: Eukaryota; Dinophyceae; Suessiales; Symbiodiniaceae
Source: the annotation of a GenBank genome assembly